CGACUCUCAGCUGGGGGCUGCAGAAUCUCUGGAGCAGAGGAUCGAGAGACGACAGCUUUGUGUGGCAAGACGAGACGGAACCACUCGGGCGCGGGGACCGAUGUAUUUCUCUUCAUCUUCCUGUUUUUCUCUUUCCUCUGAUAACAGCGACCUCUGGACAAGCUGUGUCGAGCUCUGCCGCCUUUCCCCCCUUGUCCACGCGUGUAUUGCUCGGAUAACCGACCUCCUGUUCAACCAGGAAAGGCGAGGCGAAUCUCGUGGUUACCAUCUCGAAGAGAAUGGCCACAUUUUUCAUGCACACGUGUGCAGUACAGAUGCAUCGGUAUAGAAGGGCGCAUCCAGGACGUUUCUGCGUGUGCUGACGGCGACGGAUGCUGUGCAUAUCUGUCGGAAGUUGAGAUACUCCCAUUUGUCUGUGUGUAGACUGUCAACCUUCGGGCGUCUCUACGUAAAUGCCAGAGCGUUGUAGGCCUCGGAGGUGACUCUUUUCAGCUCUUUUGUCCACCUUUUGUGUGUAUUCUCCGUUGUGCUCAUUUGUCCUAAAACGCGAACCAGGCCGGGGAAGCUGAGCUACCGUCGUCAAUCCUGUCGUUCCCCGUGACUGAGGUUCUUCGGCAUCUUAAAGUGUCGUGUCAAUUCUUUUGGAGAAAGUGCUUUAGCUGACGGCUCAGAAUGCCUGAAUGAAUCAUUAAUCCCUGUUUCGAUAUCGAUGUCUUACAACCCCUCUUCUAUGUGUACUUACGCGUGAGCUUACGUGUCAACUUUUUAUGAGGACGUACGGCGCAUUAUGGAACAGGACAUCCGUACCUAUAUAUACAUAGAUGCGCAUCCGUUGUCAUAAACAUUUCCUGGCACAAACGUCGUUUUCGUAUUGGCUAAGGGAGACCUAGCCCCACAUCUUGGCAAGCCUUCUGUGUCUGUUGGCAGUUGGUGCAGCGAAGCAUUUUUUUUUGAUGCGUCCUUUCUCUUUUCCAUUUUAAAUUCGAGUCUUUCAUUGUCUCGACCUUCUCCCUUGAUCAUCACUCGAAGAACUCGAGAUGGACAGAAAACGAGGGGACAUUCGCGCUUUCUUCAAGCCAAAAGUGCCCCCUCCUUCGGCUUCGGCUGCAAAGGAGACGCGAAGGAGUGUUUCAACUCCAGAAGAUCCGGUGCCCUCGCAGGGGGCAGUGCGACCGGGGGGAUCCAAGCAGGAAGAGAAGAUUGUGAAUCCUGGGGAUUGGACGGGAAGAAAGGAACCCGUUGCACAGCAACCAGCAAAGCCGGUGCAGGCAACCGAUCCAGGAUACGAAAGGGCAGACGACGUCGCAAAUCAGCCAGUCCAACUCAGCUCACAUGGGGACUCGCCUGACAGGAUCCCCAAAACGAGUUCUAUGAGUCAGGGCCGAGGAAAGGGCGGCCGUCUGCGCCGAAUCGCAUCCUCUGAUGAUGAAGACUCCUCUCCUCGUCACUCCAGCUGUCUUCGGGCGGGCGCCCCGCCUCCAGGCAGCUCACUAGGGAAGAAAGUGUCUCCGGCUGUGGAAGUGAAAAGGAGACCUCAGAACGAGCGUGGCGAGCGAAGGGAGGAUGCGAAAAGUCGGUGCAAAAGCAAAGACGUAAAACAAAAGGCCGUGGAGGUUGUUGACGUGGACGAUUUCCUUUCUUCGUCAGUCGACAAAGCAGUUGAAAAAGUCCUCACGCGUCCGCCUCAAAAGCCGACGCAGAGCCUCCAGACGGAGGAAAUGGACGUCGAUGAAGAAGACGAAGAACAAGAAGAGAAGGCGAAAGAAAGAGGAGAGGAAGAAGCAAAACGCUCAUCUUGUCCCGGCAGACUCGACCGUGUCGCUUCGAGCCCAAAAGGAAAACGCCCAGCGAACACGACAAGUCAGUGGACGAAGCUGGUGAGGUCGAUGGAGCCCGAGCAGGUUCGGCAGAAGAGGAAGAAGAUGGAGGCCCGACAGAGUCCCGAAGUGCUCUCCAACAGUGAAGAGGAAAUGCAUGCGAGACCACGGAGGCCGAGGCAGAAAGACGACGAGGAAGAGGAGUACGUUGAAAGCAGUGAGGAAGACGAAGAAAGUGAAGACGAUGAUGCAGACGAGAGUGAAGAGGAGGACACCAACGGGAGCCUGAAGGCCAAAGGCCGGAGCAAAUCACACAAGGAAGUUCAGAACCCGCCCUCGACGGCGAUAGCGAGAAGUCCAACUGCGCCUUCUCCGUCUUCAGCGAGGAGCUGGCAGGCACAACAGCAGAAACCGGAAGCGAUGCCUGCCCCUGCCCAACUGUCUUCGACGGGAAAGCGCAUGUACACGUCGAAUUUAGAGGAAGGAAGCGAGCAAACGAGUACAUGCUCUCCCUCUCCCAACAGGAAGAAGCGCAAAGUCGAAGAAUCGGUCGUGCCUCUGACAAAAAAGGACAAGGAAGAAGGCUCGACAAAUCCACUCGCAGGCUCCACGUCCUGUUUCGCAGGGAAAACCUUUGUUUUCACGGGAGUCCUCGAUUCAAUGGCUCGAGAAGAGGCCGUUUCCGCAGUCGUAGGAAACGGCGGCCGCUGCACGUCUGCGGUCUCUGGGAGGACCGACUACCUCGUGGCAGGUGCCUUGUUGGAAGACGGCAGAGACGUGACAACUGGGUCGAAAUAUCGGAAGGCGCUCCAGUUGAUGCAUGACGGGAAGGGGAAGCAGAAAACGUCUCUCAAAAUUUUGCAUGAGCAGGAAUUUCUUGCAAUGCUGCCGGAGAACGCAGAGAAGAAGCCAACGUUGGAGGCGCGACAAUUGCAAGAAGAGACAAGCCGACUCGAGAGUGCAAAAACUGUCAAGUCCGAUGGAAGUGCUGAUGAACCGGAUAGGCACCACAGUGACGAAAACAGUGGCACUCUUCUGUGGGCAGAAAAAUACCGGCCGAAACGGGCAGACGACGUUGUAGGAAAUCGCGAACAUUUACGGACGCUGCAAACGUGGCUCGCAGACUGGGCCGACGUUUGUCUUCAUGGGAUUAAAAAGAAGCCUCCCCCCCGUAGCUCCGCUCCUUCCUUCUCACCGUAUGGGUUCGCCCCAACUAUCAACUUAAACGCUCGUGCCGCUCUGCUAAGUGGCCCUCCAGGCAUUGGGAAGACCACGGCGGCUCGCCUUGCGGCCGAAGCAGCAGGUUACGAUGUACUUGAAUACAAUGCGUCAGAUGCGCGCAACAAAGCACAUAUCGAAGAUAUUGGGAAUAUGACGUCGGGCGGUCUCACCCUUCACUCCUUUUUAGACCAGAAGAACGAGGCCUCGCGGGGAUCACCAGGACGAAACGCAAAACGACCCAUGGGCGCUUGCGUGCUCAUGGAUGAAGUCGAUGGCCUAAGUGGGGGAGAUCGCGGCGGCGCCCAGGCGAUAGUCAAGCUCAUCGAGACCAGCAAAUGUCCGAUCAUUUGCAUCUGUAAUGAUCGCAUGCACCCCAAGGUUCGAACCAUUGCAUCGAAGUGCCUGGAUCUGCGCUUCCACCCUCCUCAUAUGGCAGCGCUGAGGUCUCGAGUGGAGAAAAUCGCCGCUGCUGAGGACCUGUCCCUAGAUCCGCAGGCGGUUGACUAUCUUUGUGAAUCUGCAGGAGGAGAUCUUCGCCAGAUUCUUACCUCUCUCCAAAUGAUCGCCUACGAGACCAGGGAGAAGGCGAAAGAAAAAGACUGGAAAAGCCGGGAGGAGAAAGCAGACUUCAGCACCGGACUCAAAGAUGAGCAGGUUAUGCACGGCCCUUUUGAAUGCUGCAAGCAACUUCUGGACGCUCAUCAGUCUUCGAAACUUUCGCGUAGACAGAAACUCGACAAGUUUUUCAGCGACUACGAUUUAAUUCCUCUCCUCAUACAGGAAAAUUACUUGGAAGCGUUUCGCCAAGGAAUGCAAAGAGGCUCAUCACCCUCGGCAGAAAAGUUCUCCAGUCCUCACACAUUCUCCAUGACCAAGAAGACUUCCCUGUCGUCCGCUAGCUCACGUGUGGGGGUGUCAACGCAGCCAAAUGAUUGUUUCGUCAUCAAUCUUGUUGCUUCGGCUGCCUGCGACCUCGUUGAGGCAGAUAUUAUGAACAACGUACUACGAGUGAGCCAGCAGUGGGGAAUGCUUCCAGAUAUAGGCUUUCUUUGCUGCGUUUCUCUUCCUGCCAAAGUCGAGAAGGCACAAGGGUUUCUAGGUCGAGUCCAAUUUCCAUCUUGGCUGGGACGCAACAGCACUCAAACGAAGCAUAAGCGAUUGUUGACAGAACUGCUUCUUGUGCUUCUUAAUCAGCUGCAAUGUUGCAGCACGAGCAGUGGCCUCAAACUCUCUGGGUAUCUGGAUGCUCUAUACAGAAAGUGUGUAGGACCUCUCGUCCGCCUUAGUAAAGCUGACCCGAAAAUUGCGGUAGAGGCUGCCAUGCAAGCGAUGGCGGAGUAUUCUCUUACGCGCGGGAUGGUCGUCGACAAUCUGAACUCUCUUCGCCUCAAAAAUCAGGAGCGACUGUACGACUCAAUCGAGACCCGCGUGAAAAGCAGCUUCACGCGGAUGUGCAAUGCUGCAGCCAAGGCUUCCUCUGCGUUCAUUGUGGAAGCGAGAAAAGGCAGAAACGCCAAAGCCGCCGCUGCAGAGGAGGAGCGGCAGGACGGUGAACAAGAUAUGGAGGUGACCACAACAGGUGAAGACAACGUCGAUGCCGCAGACGAGGACGACGAUGAUCCUCUUCGCGAUAGCUUUAUUCUUUCGGCUGUUAAGGGGAAGAAGGAAAUGAAGGGCGCUGCAGGACGAAGCCAGAGAGGCGGCGGGCCGAGAUCCACACCAAGAGGAGAGAGCAAUGCUGCCCGCCGUGGCAAGAAAGUCCGGUCAAAGGCAGCGACCUGAGGAAAGCACGCUGGCAAACGGUCCAGUGGUUUGUAGUAGACUCCCAUAAUUUUAUGUCAGCGUCUGCGUCUCGCCUGUUUUCGUGUUGAUAUUCUUUCCAGGGGAGGUGAUCGAGAUGGCGUGUGGCCGAGGCACUUCGAGAGUUUCUCACUUUCUGUAUCAGAUAAUGGCUGCCGAUUGGCCGCUUGUUGUGGUGCGUACCCGAACACGUCGUUAAGUGCGGAAGUCUAGCUGGUCGUCUCCUUGUUGUAGAGUGGGGUGAGAGAUACACACCACCAAAUUGAAGUUCGUGGAGUGGAAAUGAACAGUCACUGCAGGGCGUGCCGUGGCGGCACUCUCAUGUUCAUCGCACAUUGAUCUUAGGAGUCAUGUCAACGAUUCUUCGCUUGAUCUACUUUUUGUCGAGCCGCGAGGGUCUGAAAGUUCCAGCUGCUCAAAGCUGCACUCGAGUUUUUGGCUUACGGUAUCACAAUGCAAGGCCUCAUCAUGUCUUGUCAUUUAUUGUACUCUAGUGGUGAACGUAAUAGAUGUACUCGAGUGCUGGCUGCACUACUGUUAUCCAUCUUUUGAUCGCUGCUGAAUCCAGAGUGAAGAAAAUCCGAUUUUCGCCAACAGCAUGGGGCUCCUUCAGUCUCAGUCCUGGUAAUCAAAAGUUCGCGUCAGUGUGCAAACUAAAGUUCCACCUGGCUAGCACAAUGAGGCAUGAAGCGGAACAGUAGUGCGAAGUCAUUAGAUUCAGGGGAGUUGGUGAGACACACAGCAGUUCGCGUUUCUGUGUGCAUUAAGUUUUGGAGGAAACGCGUAAUCGCGCACUGUCUUUCCUUGGGAGGACUUCGGCGACAGUAAUGAAACACCGGUCUCGGUAAUGCACAGUCAACACCCUGGCGGGGUCGCAACGAUUUUACCUGCUAUGUAGUUUCAACGGUGCAUACCAAAUGGUUUUUGUCUGCGUAACGGUAAAAUGU
Messenger RNA from Toxoplasma gondii ME49, 5785 nucleotides. Its product is annotated as ATPase, AAA family protein. The transcript has 18 exons. The record is from RefSeq and is a predicted model, not a curated record. Gene Ontology annotation, biological process: DNA repair; DNA replication. Gene Ontology annotation, molecular function: DNA binding; DNA clamp loader activity; ATP hydrolysis activity. Lineage: Eukaryota; Apicomplexa; Conoidasida; Eucoccidiorida; Sarcocystidae. Bases 1038 to 4820 code for a protein of 1260 amino acids. Gene Ontology annotation, cellular component: nucleus; DNA replication factor C complex.